AUGCCGUCCGCAAGUUCCACAGAGAAAUUCAAGCGCAUCGGCGUUGUCGGAGUCGGAAGUAUGGGCUCGAUGAUGGCAUUCGCUUUUUCGGAAAUUGGACUCGACGUCUCCGUUUGGGAUGUAGAUAAGCGAAAUGUUGAAAAGGUGAUGGACUGGACCAAGAAAGCCACGACUAUGAAAGGCAAGAUUGAAGGGUUUACCGAGAUCGACCAGUUCACCAAGAGUCUCGAGGGUCAAGGCAUUGGCAAAUUGUUCAUGUUCUCCAUCACCCAUGGACAUCCCGCAGACUCGGUACUCAAAUUAAUCAAGCCGGAUUUGAAGAAAGGGGACAUUAUUCUUGACGGAGGAAAUGAGAAUUAUCGCCGAACCGAGCGACGCCAGCGAGAGUGCGAAGAUAUUGGAGUGAUCUGGAUUGGAAUGGGUGUCUCUGGUGGUUACCAGUCAGCGAGACGAGGACCAAGCCUGUCUCCUGGAGGCGAUCUCAAAGCUAUACAGCUCGUGAUGCCCUUGCUCCAAGCAUAUUCCGCCAAAGACCCCAAGACUGGAGCACCAUGCGUCACUCGCAUCGGCCCUGGAGGCUCUGGUCAUUUCGUCAAGAUGGUUCAUAAUGGAAUCGAGGGUGGCAUGCUGUCUGCGCUUGCAGAAGCUUGGUCGUACAUGCACUUCGGUCUCGGCAUGGACUAUGAGCAGAUUGGUGAUGUGUUCACUGAGUGGAAUUCACAUGGCGAAUUACGGAACAACUUCCUCGUCAACAUCGGCGCCGAUAUCAUGAGAGCCAAAAAGACACCCAAGGGCGACUGGCAGGGUGAAGGUGCUAGCGAUAGUAACGGAUAUGUGCUGGAUGAUGUACUCGACAAGGUGGUUCAAGACGACGACAACAGUGAAGGAACGCCGCUCUGGGCAGUCAUGGAAUCUGCUUCUCGACAUGUCUCCACUCCAACGCUUACAGCAGCACAUUAUAUGCGGAUUGCGAGUGGAAACCGUGCUGAACGACUGGAAGUUGCCAAAAAGCUUCAGAUGCCCGCUCCGCGGACCAUGGAGAAUAUCAAAGAUCGCGCAACGGUUGUGGAAAAGCUUCGAAAAGCAGUGUACUGCACCUUCCUAUCUUCCUUCUGUCAGGGCCUUGAACUAAUUGCCCGGACCUCAAAGGAUGAGGGCUGGGCAAUUAAUCUGGGAGAUUGUCUGCAAAUCUGGCGGGCUGGGUGUAUCAUCCAGUCUGAGUACAUUGCAGACCUUUUGCAGCCACCAUUAACAUCUAACAAGCAAAUGAUGAAUAUAAAGUUCAUCGACGAAGUGGCUCAUGAACUGCACAACAGUUUCCCAGCUUUGAAAUCAACUGUUCUGGAGGGUAUAAUGUACGACCAGUACAUUCCUGCGAUGUCUGCGACUGUCGAGUACCUCAAGUAUGACGGUGGCACAAUGCUUCCGACCAAGUUCAUGGAAGCUCAGAUGGAUUACUUUGGUGCACAUAGCUACAAUAAGCCGGGUGUUUAUGGAGAAGAUCCUGGACCAACUCAUAAAGGUCCUCACCACUACGAGUGGAAGCCGGCCUAA
Molecule: messenger RNA, 1554 nt
Organism: Penicillium daleae
Lineage: Eukaryota; Fungi; Ascomycota; Eurotiomycetes; Eurotiales; Aspergillaceae
Product: 6-phosphogluconate dehydrogenase, decarboxylating
Exons: 1
Coding region: 1-1554 (517 amino acids)
Biological process (GO): pentose-phosphate shunt; pentose-phosphate shunt, oxidative branch
Cellular component (GO): cytosol
Molecular function (GO): NADP binding; phosphogluconate dehydrogenase (decarboxylating) activity
Source: RefSeq, a predicted model, not a curated record